Annulohypoxylon maeteangense is the source of this 252-nucleotide messenger RNA. RefSeq names its product Conidiation protein 6-domain-containing protein. The record is from RefSeq and is a predicted model, not a curated record. NCBI's taxonomy places the organism in Eukaryota, Fungi, Ascomycota, Sordariomycetes, Xylariales, Hypoxylaceae. Gene Ontology annotation, cellular component: cytoplasm. Bases 1 to 252 code for a protein of 83 amino acids. The transcript is spliced from 3 exons.
AUGCCUACCGAAGCUCAAGUCGCCGGCGGUCACAAGGCCACUUUGAACAACCCCAAAGUUAGCCAAGAGGCGAAAGAACACUCUAAACAAGUUCUCGAAAACGAGUUCAACGGCGGUGAUGUGUCCAGGGCAGGAGAUGACGAGAACAAGAAUCCGGGCAACGUUGCCGGUGGUUUGAAGGCAACGAUGAAGAAUCCAAAUGUGUCUGAGGAAGCCAAACAAAGCGCCAAGGAGCGUCUUAAUCAGAUGUAG